AUGAAUAAUAGUAAUAAUAAUAAGAACAAUGGUGAUAUCCAGAUAGACAAACAGAGAAUCAAUCUUCUUCUCACAAUUAAUACGUUAUUGCUCCAUAAGUUCACCCAAAAUCAUGAUCAAAAUUUGUUGAAAAGACUACAUGCAAACCUUACAUGUAUUGGAGAAUUAUCAGAAAAAUUUAAUAAUGGAGGUGUAGCAACAAAACAUGUAUUCCCAACAAUAUUAAGUCCUCCAAAUGAUGUACCAGAAUUGGCUGAUUUAUAUGUUAAACUACAACAAUUAUUCCCAGAAGGUGUUCAAAUAAUACAAAAAAGAACUUUAUUAUUGAGACAAGAACAAUUGAAGAGACAAUUUGCAGCACAGGGUCAACAGCAACCAGGAAUCCAAGGUAUGCAAGGACAACAACCACAAAAUAUACAACAAUUACAACAGCAACCAGUAAUGUUUAAUCAAAAUGCUGGUCCUCAACAAGGUGCAGGUCAAUCCUUUUGGUGA
This is a messenger RNA of Hansenula anomala, 495 nucleotides long. RefSeq lists its product as uncharacterized. The record is from RefSeq and is a predicted model, not a curated record. NCBI's taxonomy places the organism in Eukaryota, Fungi, Ascomycota, Saccharomycetes, Phaffomycetales, Wickerhamomycetaceae. The coding region runs from base 1 to 495 and encodes 164 amino acids. The transcript has a single exon.